GAGCACAUAGACCCGGGAUCUCUGUGUCGUUGAGUGCAAAUGCGAAUAGCGGGUCGAGUUCUCCUGUCAUGACUGUAGAGUGACCAGGGCAGCGGUCAGUGUGCCGCCCGCAGAGCACCGUGCUGCAGCCUGGCUGUCAGCGUCAGGACACCGCUGGAGCUUUUGUCUUCGAGGGGAUUUUUCAAGUGCAGAAUAGGCGUCUGGAGCUUCUGACGCGAGAGUACAGACAUUUAGCCGGUUCAUAUUCCCCCACUACGCAACGGCCAUCGCAGUGGCUAAAUGAAGAACUUGUGAACAUGCAAGAGCAAAGGACUCUACCUUUCACUUCGGUGACUUCCCCAGAUGCUUUGGCCCAAAGAAAGAUGGAAAGGAUUGGGAAGAACAUGAGCCAAGGCUGCUGCACAGAACCCAUUCAGUGAGCCAAAAGGAGAUUCUCCAUACGCCACGUCGCUGAGCCUCUCAACCAUCCCCUCUGACCCCUUGACGUCCAAGCACCAUGACCUCUGAGCUGGAAAGCAGUCUGACCUCCAUGGACUGGCUUCCCCAGCUCAGCAUGAGGGCAGCCAUCCAGAAGACAGACAAUGGACACCAUCACGUCCACCACCAUGGACACCACCACCACCACCACCACCACCACCAUGGUCACCAACACGUGCACGGACCCGGCAAAAAGGUUACCCAUCUGGACCCAGGCACAACACUUGACCAGGAGGAGGCAGCACAGCACAGAGAUGGUAAACCACCCUACAGCUACGCCAGCCUCAUCACUUUUGCAAUCAAUGGCUCACCACGAAAACGGAUGACCCUCAGUGAAAUCUAUCAGUGGAUCUGUGACAACUUCCCAUACUACCGAGAGGCAGGCAGCGGCUGGAAGAAUUCUAUACGACACAACCUGUCCUUGAACAAGUGUUUUCUCAAAGUGCCUCGCUCCAAAGACGACCCUGGAAAAGGUUCCUACUGGGCCAUAGACACAAAUCCUAAAGAAGACACAGUACCCAGCAGGCCAAAGAAGAGACCGCGCUCUGGAGAAAGGGCUUCAACUCCGUACAGCCUGGAGUCUGAAUCUCUAAGGAUGGACUGUAUUAUGUCAGGAGGGGCAUCUCCAACUCUGGCCAUUAAUGCUGCAACCAACAAGGUAGUGCUUUACAACCCAGAGGCAGAAGGCAGUGAGAGUCCUGGGAGUCUGGGUGGCAGCCUGAGCAACAGUCUUUCAGAGCAGAGUUUGGCAUCCGUCAACCUUAACAACCUGAACACGGCUGCCAGCAGCAGCAGCAACGUCCACAGCUACACACCAGUGAGUAGCCACUCAGAGCCUUCAUCUCAGUCCCUGAGCCUUCAGCAGCCCACCCAGCCACCACCGCCUCCCCCUCCUCCCCCACAGCCCCAGUACGGUUUGCCAGUCCCAGAGUCACGGGACAAGCAGCUCUGCUUCUCAGACUUUGAGGACCUCAGCGCUUCUUUCCGCAGCCUUUACAAGUGUGUCUUUGAACAGUCGUUUUCACAGCAAGGUUUGAUGGGUAUGCCAAAUGACUCCAACCAGCAGGCCCGGACCGCCUGUUCCUACCAGCACUCUCCAGGUGCAGGAAGUGGCAAUGUCCACCACCACCAACACAACCAUGGUCAGGUGUCACACCACCCCCAUCAUCCUCAGCAGCACCUCUCCCCUCACACCAACCACAGCCAGCACCAACAACAUCAACAGCACCCAGUUCACUCCCAGCAGCACCCAUCUCUCUCCCACCAGAGUCAUACUGGACAGACUUGCCCCACAACUGGCAUGUCAUCAGAAUGGUACCCUAACCUAGACUGGCUGAAAGAGAGCUGCCGCAUUGCUACCAGCUAUAACUGGGCUGACGUAGACCUCUCCCCAUUUCAAGGUCUGAAGGAGAGCAUGCGGCAGGCUGAGCUAAACAACUGGUCACUGGAUGCUGCCCAGAUGGCUGACCUCUGUUCCUCAAUUAACCAGUUCUUCACGGCCACAGGGGUCAUCCCCUCUCAGGGUGCCACCCACUCACAACCUCAGGUCCAACACCCGGCACUUCCAGGAGCACCACAGCAUCCAGCCCAGCCGCAUGGGGCGAUGCACCCAAAAGCCAGCCAGCACAAUCAGCAUGGGCAACACAACCAACACAUCAGCACGGGGAACAUGUACAUGGACUCAAGACAGAGCAUGUCAUCACUGAUGGGCCCACCAGGCUAUCCCCACAUGCCUCCCAUGAGUAACACAACUCCCAACAUGACAGGCCAUCUCAGCCAGCUGAGCCAGCAGCAGCAACAACACCGGCUUCCUCUGGGACACUUCCAGGUGAGACGCAUGCUCACUGCAGACGACAUCCAGGACGACUUUGACUGGGACUCUAUUGUUUAAGCUGCAGGAAAAGAGACUGCUCAAGGACAUGAUGUCAGGUGAAGUAUGAGACUGGCUGACCUGCCCCUUUCACCUGUGUGAAAAAAUACAGAAGACAAUCCAACAGAAAAAAAACAGAAAAGUCAUUUUUCUGAUUUCCCUGGCCUUUUUUUCUCGUACAAGUGGACAGUGAGUCUAAAGACAAUCAUUAAAAAUCUAAGACUUGUAUGGAAUUGGACCAAGCCAAGCUGUCGUCUGAAGUAACAGGACGUUGAAGCUUUCUGAGUUGUCUCAUGUUUUGCUCCUAUCCCCCAGUGCCAAGAGGGUUACAUGUCGCCAAAGUGUUGUCAAAUCGUCUGUGAAUUAUUUAAUUAUUAUUACUGUUACUAUAAUUGUGUUCCCCACUACAACUUGUGUAACAUAUCUGCAAAGUUUCAGCCCUUCUUCUCCAAAUUUCUUGCAAAAUGUUAUUCAUCCUGUCUUUUGUAUUCAUUCAGCAGGUCUGAUCAUUUCAUCCUCAUCUUUCUUUGUUCACUUUUUUAACUACAGUUUUGAAGAGGAUUUUUGAAAGAGAAAAUAAUGAUGGUGCUUCUGGUCAGAUUCAAUCAGUUAUGGUUGAGUAGAGCACCACCUGCUGGUUAAAACAGGCAACAUAUCACUUCCUUUUCCUGGAAAAGUUCUAUGCACCACAAUUUUUUCUAUCUUUCUCGCCAUUUUGUCUUGUUUGAAUCCGUUGCUCCAUAACUUUUCUGUUUAUUUUAACAUUUUAUCAUUGAAAACAUUGUGCAUAGUGCCAUGGUCUCAGGGUGUUACACUGAUAUACCAUGUCAGACCAACACAAAACCAUUUACAUCUCUGUAUGUAAUGUCACUACGUGUACAUUCAGUGUUCAUUUUCCUGGUGGAAAAGUCUCCAGAAACUUUGUUCAAAAGGUUUCAAAUCUUUAUUUUUCAGCUUAUAAGCUAUCUGAUUCAAAAUACUGUGGAAUAAGCUUUUCAGUAGCUCAAACAGCCGCUUUUCAAUCAAAAAUAAGACUGUGGUUGGGCUUGGAAGUUUUCAACAUUAAUUCAUAGUUUCUGAGAUGUUAUUCACUUUAUUAAGGUUUUAUGAUUUUGGGAAAAGUGCAGAUUAAUUAUGAUAGGACAUUGAAGGUGGUCCACAAUUUUAAGAAUCCUACUUGAGGAGAUGAAGAGCAGAUUUUUGCACAACAAUCUUGAUAGAUAACAUCUUGUGAAUGAGUCACAGAAAAGAAAAAUGAGCAUUUUAUUACUUUGUUUCAAAAGAUUUGUAAAAAAAAAAUAAAAAUAAAAGUUCAGCAAGAGAGCAAAGUCUCAACAAAAAGUUUCAAAUGUUCAACUUUUAUUUUGACUGUGAUGUUUAAUUUUUUCUGUGUGUACAAGUGUGUAUAGUCCUCUCUGAUUCAUUUUAGCAUACAGCUCCGUACAGCUCAAAAAAUAUGCGACAACAGAAGUCAUUUGUUUGUAUUCAGUGGGUUCACAGUGAAAUAUGGGACCUUAAAGUGCUCUUUGGUUUCAGAUGAUCCAUGUGAUUGAUGGAAUGGUCAAAACAAGGUCUCCUUAUAGAAAAAAGACAAAAUAACUCUUUAUUCUUGCCAUUAAAUGCUGUAUUACAGUGACCAGCAUAUAUAUCUUGUACGUUUGUGCGUUGUUGUCCUUGUAAAUAGCAGUAUGUUACUCCCAUGUUUGCCCUUGAAAAACAGGCUGAUGAAAAGAAAACAGCAAAUGGAGAGAAAGUAUUUUGUUAUUUGUCCUUCAGGGGUCACAGUAUGUAUAUACCUUCACUAUAUUGUAAAAUAGGUGAUUUAAAAAAAAGAUGCCAUUGGAGUUUUGUGUGUCAAAAAUAAUCUGUGUAUGGCAGUUCAGCAGUUUAAAUCUGUUUCAGUGUUUAUUAAAAUGUUAU
This is a messenger RNA of Cheilinus undulatus (humphead wrasse), 4267 nucleotides long. RefSeq names its product forkhead box protein J3-like. NCBI's taxonomy places the organism in Eukaryota, Metazoa, Chordata, Actinopteri, Labriformes, Labridae. Gene Ontology annotation, cellular component: nucleus. Bases 497 to 2368 code for a protein of 623 amino acids. Gene Ontology annotation, biological process: regulation of transcription by RNA polymerase II. The transcript is spliced from 13 exons. Gene Ontology annotation, molecular function: DNA-binding transcription factor activity, RNA polymerase II-specific; RNA polymerase II cis-regulatory region sequence-specific DNA binding. The record is from RefSeq and is a predicted model, not a curated record.